CGUCAAUUACUGGCCUUAGAAAAUUAAAACAGAGAAACCUGCAACAAAAUUUCUGCCAAAAACUCUUCUUCUACCCAAAAAAAAAACAAAAGAUAUGAACACUAAGCUAUCACUUUCUCAGACCAAAAUCUUCACUUUCACAACUUGGUUCAACGAUACUCGAAGUGGCUUAGAUAGACGCUCAAGCAUUUCCCCGACUCUCUGUUCAAAGCCCGUCUACUCCGGAAAACUCAAGGCUGCAAAAGAGACAGCAAGAAUCGAGACAUCGAAUACGAAGAAUGCGAGUAUUGAGGACAGCUUCUUCUCGAAAAUUGCAAUUAAUUAUCUAUCAAAGAAUCUUCAAGACGCAGCUGGGAUUAGUAGUAGCAGUAAGAGUACCGAUUAUGAUAGGUUAGUGGAUACGGCAACUAGGGUUUCGCGUAACUUUGACACCAAGCAACAACAUGAGUUUGUUCUUAGCUCUUUGGACAGAGCAUUACCGACAGUAAUAAGCUCCUUGAUCAAAAUGGCAUUUCCACCUUCAAAAGUCUCGAGGGAGCUCUUCGCUCUAUUCACGACAAUAUCUUUCGCUUGGCUUGUUGGACCUUCAGAGGUGAGGGAGACUGAGGUUAAUGGAAGAAAAGAGAAGAGUGUUGUGUACAUAGAGAAGUGCAGGUUAAGUGUAAUCUCUCUAUUUGGUCCCACCUUUGAUCAUUAAGCUUCAGACAAAUAUCAAACAAUCAUUACAUUACAACAACCACCAACCGGUAAUUUCACUGUUGAGAUUUGUCACCUAUAUCAUGUACUUGACUGUUGUUCAAUUUGUAGGUUUCUUGAACAGUCAAAUUGUGUUGGCAUGUGCACUCAUAUUUGUAAAAUUCCAUCCCAAAUCUUCAUCAAAAACUCACUGGGAAUGCCUAUCUACAUGGAGCCCGAUUUUAAUGAUCUUAGCUGUAAAAUGAUGUUUGGUCGGGAGCCUCCAGAGAUCGAAGAUGAUCCUGCUAUGAAACAACCAUGCUUUGAAUUCUGCAAAUCAAACAAAAGCUACGGUGUGAAGCAUUAGAACUAGUACUAGAGCGAUUAGAUAAAUUGUGAUAUCAAA
This is a messenger RNA of Arabidopsis thaliana (thale cress), 1081 nucleotides long. RefSeq names its product beta-carotene isomerase D27-like protein (gene D27). Gene Ontology annotation, molecular function: beta-carotene isomerase activity; iron ion binding. The record is from RefSeq and is marked reviewed. The transcript has 6 exons. Bases 95 to 697 code for a protein of 200 amino acids. Gene Ontology annotation, cellular component: chloroplast. Lineage: Eukaryota; Viridiplantae; Streptophyta; Magnoliopsida; Brassicales; Brassicaceae.